GAAGAUGGGGCCGGACGCGCAUUGUGGAAGGAAACAAGCCUGACAGUUGAGUUUGCAGGAGUAUAUGGUGCCCCCCCCUCUCUCUCUCUCUUCCAUCUCCGCCGCAGGCGCGGAUCGAGGGCCUCGCGCGGAAAGCCGGCUGGUGCCUAGCCCGCUGCUCAAGGCGGAUCGCCAGCGGCAGGGGAGGAGGACAGAGGGGGUCGUCGUCUUCGGCGGCGGCGUCGAUGCCAGUGUCCGUGGCGGAAGUCUCUCUCGAUCUCUUCCAUUCCCUCUGGAUGAGCGGCGCUGCAGCGGGAUCCCGUCGCCGGAUUUGAUUGCGGUAGUUGUGGUCUGGGUGAACCGCAUGGCGUCGUCGUCUCCAGCGGCGGUUCCGGAGAACGGUGAAGAGGGGCACAUGCCUGCUGCCGCAGAGCGCUCGAGGUACGGCUGCGCGUUCGAGCCGGCUUUGGAGGAGGGGCGGCGAUUCGCGCCGCCGCAGCUGGUGUGGGCCAAGGUGAGGACCCACCCGUGGUGGCCGGCACAGGUGGUCGACCCGGCCGACGCCUCGGUUGACGCUUUGACGUGAUAAGCUGUGGAAGAUGUGAUAAGCUGGCAACCGACGGAAUCAGCAGCAACGACAUGGGGAUGACGAGGAAUCAGCAGCAGCAGCAGCAACAGUUGCAGGUGAAGAAUGCGCUCGAGGAGAAUGCCGGGGUCCGGCGCGGCGCGCGCGGCGGCCUUCGCCGUGGGCGCGCUCCGCGGCGAGAAGCUCGUGGAGUACGUCUCCGCGCUGGCCGUGGCGCCGACGGCCGGUGCCGACGGGCUCGACCUCGCCGUCGCGACGGCGCAGCUCUCGGCGUUCAGCCGGUGGAGGCUCUCUGCCGCAGCGCAGGCGAUAGAACGCGGCCGUGCCAGUGCCACUGCCGCCCGCAAGAGGAGAAGAAGGUCAGUGGAAGAAGAAGACGCCAAUGCCGCUGCUGCUGUUGACGCUUUGAAGAAGCGCCAGGAGAUGCUGAGCAAGGAGGAGAAGCUGAUGAGCCAGGCGGCGGAGCUGAUGUCGGAUUGUGAGCUCAUGUAGGAGCGAUUUGCAUUUGCCAAUUUGUUGGUAGUAAUACUGUUUAUCUGGGCGUGUUUAACUGUUUAUUGGCGUACUAUGUGUGUGUGCCAAGACGAUUUAGCUGUGGCAUUGGGGGAAUUUUAAGACGCUGAAAUGUGUUCAUGUUUCUGAUUAGAAAAUAAACCAAACAUCUUUUCUUAA
This is a messenger RNA of Brachypodium distachyon (stiff brome), 1237 nucleotides long. RefSeq lists its product as uncharacterized. The record is from RefSeq and is a predicted model, not a curated record. The transcript has 2 exons. Bases 65 to 565 code for a protein of 166 amino acids. Lineage: Eukaryota; Viridiplantae; Streptophyta; Magnoliopsida; Poales; Poaceae.